GGGAAGGAGAUAAUUGAUCCCCUUAUUUAUCAUGUAUAUAGAACAAAACAUACCAAUGUAACUCUAAUAUAAGAAUAAUCUUAUCCUUUGAAAUGUAAAUCAAGCAAGGAUAUGGUUGUAAAAAGAUAGAUCCCAGAUUUGAAGUAGUGCACUACCCUCUCAUUUUGCGACCAAGUACAUCGAUGUGCUUCACGAAUAUAACCUUUCUAUGAUGGUAUCCAGACAGUUUAACUCAAUCACCAUACAAUCAUGUCGGUACAGGAUCUUAUAAAACAAUUCCAAUUUGAAAAGGUAUUGGCCGGUAAUCCGCAAACCAAAUCGAUUGUAUUGUUAGGUAAAAUUGAUAAUCAAGAUGCAAUCAUCAACAUUGAAAAAUCCCAUUUCAUCAUUCCUGACCAUGAUUUCAAACUAACAGAUCUUGUGAAUGAUGCUGAAAUCAUCAAUCAGAAUGACGUAUACUACUGGUCCAAUGCGUUAUUGAAACAGACUUUAGAACAAUCCCCCGCUGCAAAGUUGAAUAUAAUCCAUCCUGCCACAGAAACUCAUAUCAAGAAAUAUAGCACUCAAAAGCUUCAUUAUAUUAUUGAAACUCCAGAAAUGUAUCAAAAGUAUGUUGUACCAUAUAUUGAAACCAUGAAAGGAUCAAGAAUAAAAUGGGUCUACAACAUCUUAUUUGAAGGUAAAGAAUCAGAAACUUUCAUCCACCAUGAUAAAGAUCCCGAAUCUGGAUUUGUAUUAUUACCUGAUAUGAAAUGGGAUACGUUAAAUAUGGAAUCAUUGUAUUUAUGUGCCAUUGUCAAUCGUAAAGAUAUAUCAUCGGUCAGAGAUUUAACUAAACUGGACAUUAGCUUCCUUAAGCAUUUAAGAUCAACGAUUCUUUCCAUUAUUGAACAAAAAUAUCCAUUAAAGAAAGAUCAAGUAAGAAUAUUCAUUCAUUAUCAACCAUCAUACUAUCAUUUCCAUUUACAUAUAGUCAAUGUCAGCCAUCCUGGAUUAGGUGAUGGGAUAGCGAUUGGUAAGGCUAUUUUAUUAGACGAUGUUAUUGAAAACAUUGAGUUAGUAGGUGAUUAUUACCAAAGAAGAAAUAUUGGUUAUUUAUUGGGUGAAAACCAUGGAUUAUGGCAAAUCGAAGGGUAUAGAAAUACUGCAUCAUAAGCGUUACAUUAAAAAAGAAGUUU
This is a messenger RNA of Scheffersomyces coipomensis, 1178 nucleotides long. RefSeq names its product 5'-(N(7)-methyl 5'-triphosphoguanosine)-(mRNA) diphosphatase. Gene Ontology annotation, molecular function: RNA 7-methylguanosine cap binding; hydrolase activity. Lineage: Eukaryota; Fungi; Ascomycota; Pichiomycetes; Serinales; Debaryomycetaceae. The record is from RefSeq and is a predicted model, not a curated record. Gene Ontology annotation, biological process: deadenylation-dependent decapping of nuclear-transcribed mRNA. Gene Ontology annotation, cellular component: P-body; nucleus. The transcript has a single exon. Bases 250 to 1155 code for a protein of 301 amino acids.